UCUCGAAAACCCUCCCAGUUUUGAGGCGUGGAGAGAAGUUGCAGUCUUUCUCUGUCACUCGCUGCUGUGCUUUCUAAUCGGGCGCUACGUGGCUUGAGGAGGCUCCGGUUUAGCUAUGUCCGACACAGGCGGAGGAGACGAUAGCUCCGCCAACCUCGAAGUGUCGGCUGCUGUGCAAAACGUGGCAGACACGUCUGUUCUGCAGAAGCACAUUGGCAAACUUGUGCCGCUGCUGCUGGAAGAUGGCGGCGAGAUCCCGGCAUCAUUGGAGUCCGCCCUGGAAGAGAAGAGCGCGCUGGAGCAAAUGAGGAAAUUCCUGUCCGAUCCGCAGAUUCACACUAUCCUAGUGGAGCGGAGCACAUUGAAGGAGGAUGUUGGCGAUGAAGGAGAAGAAGAGAAGGAAUUUAUUUCUUACAACGUUAGCACUGAUAUUCAUUAUGGAUUGAAAUCAAACAGCUUGGCGUUUAUUAAGCGCACACUUGUAAUUGAUGCAGACAAACCUAUUUCAUCUCAGCUUCGGGUUCUUACACUUAGUGAAGACUCCCCUUAUGAAACAUUACACUCUUUUAUCAGCAAUGCAGUCGGCCCAUUUUUCAAAUCUUACAUUCGAGAGUCUGGGAAAGUGGACAGAGACGGUGAUAAAAUGGCUCCUUCUGUUGAGAAAAAGAUAGCAGAGCUUGAAAUGGGCCUCUUGCAUUUGCAGCAGAAUAUUGAAAUACCAGAGAUCAGUUUACUGAUUCAUCCAAAUAUUACUAAUGUUGCAAAACAGUGCUAUGAGCAGGGAGAUAAACCAAAAGUCACAGAUUUUGGAGACAAAGUUGAGGAUCCUACAUUUCUCAAUCAGUUACAAUCCGGAGUUAACCGCUGGAUUCGAGAGAUACAAAAGGUGACUAAAUUAGAUCGAGAUCCAGCAUCAGGAACUGCUGUGCAAGAAAUAAGCUUUUGGCUAAAUUUGGAGAGAGCUUUAUACCGCAUUCAGGAAAAACGAGAGAGCCCAGAGGUUCUCCUUACCUUGGACAUCUUAAAACAUGGCAAACGUUUCCAUGCUACAGUGAGUUUUGACACAGAUACAGGCCUUAAACAAGCUUUGGAAACGGUAAAUGAUUACAAUCCUCUGAUGAAAGACUUUCCUCUGAAUGAUUUGUUGUCUGCCACAGAGCUUGACAAAAUAAGACAAGCCCUUGUAGCAAUAUUCACUCAUCUCAGAAAAAUCCGGAACACAAAAUAUCCUAUUCAGAGGGCAUUACGUCUAGUGGAAGCCAUCUCGAGAGAUCUCAGCUCCCAACUUCUUAAAGUUUUGGGAACAAGAAAACUUAUGCAUGUUGCGUAUGAAGAGUUUGAAAAGGUCAUGGUCGCCUGUUUUGAAGUUUUCCAAACUUGGGAUGAUGAAUAUGAGAAGCUUCAGGUUCUUCUGAGGGACAUUGUCAAAAGAAAGCGAGAAGAAAAUUUAAAAAUGGUCUGGAGAAUUAAUCCUGCUCAUCGGAAACUACAAGCCCGCUUGGAGCAGAUGAGAAAAUUUAGGCGACAGCAUGAGCAGCUGAGGGCUGUGAUUGUUAGAGUUCUCAGACCACAGGUCACAGCUGUUGCUCAGCAAAUUCUGGGAGAAGUUCCUGAACCCCAGGACAUGAAAGUAGCUGAAGUACUUUUUGAUGCUGCUGAUGCGAAUGCAAUUGAAGAGGUAAAUCUUGCAUAUGAGAACGUCAAAGAAGUAGAUGGUUUAGAUGUUUCCAAAGAGGGCACAGAAGCUUGGGAAGCAGCCCUCAAGAGAUACGAUGAAAGAAUUGACAGAGUGGAAACAAGGAUCACAGCCCGUCUACGAGAUCAGCUGGGCACAGCUAAAAAUGCUAACGAAAUGUUCCGAAUAUUCUCAAGAUUCAAUGCUCUGUUUGUCCGACCCCACAUCAGAGGAGCAAUUCGGGAGUAUCAAACACAGCUUAUCCAGCGUGUAAAAGAUGACAUUGAAUCCCUUCAUGAUAAGUUUAAGGUGCAGUACCCUCAAAGUCAAGCAUGCAAGAUGAGUCAUGUCCGGGACUUGCCACCAGUGUCUGGUUCUAUUAUAUGGGCUAAACAAAUUGACAGACAAUUGACUGCCUAUAUGAAGCGUGUGGAAGAUGUUCUUGGAAAAGGAUGGGAAAAUCACGUAGAAGGGCAGAAGUUAAAGCAAGAUGGUGACAGCUUCCGUAUGAAGCUCAAUACUCAAGAGAUUUUUGAUGAUUGGGCUAGAAAAGUUCAGCAGAGAAACCUUGGAGUCUCUGGUCGUAUUUUUACCAUUGAAAGCACACGUGCCCGUGGGCGAACAGGAAAUGUUCUAAAGUUGAAGGUCAACUUUCUGCCUGAAAUUAUAACGCUCUCAAAAGAAGUUCGAAACUUGAAGUGGCUUGGGUUCCGGGUUCCACUGGCGAUUGUUAAUAAGGCUCACCAGGCAAAUCAGUUGUAUCCCUUUGCAAUAUCUCUGAUUGAAAGUGUGCGUACGUAUGAACGCACUUGUGAAAAAGUGGAGGAGCGCAACACCAUUACCCUACUGGUUGCUGGCUUGAAAAAAGAAGUACAAGCUUUGGUUGCAGAAGGGAUUGCAUUGGUUUGGGAGUCAUAUAAGCUUGACCCUUAUGUCCAGAGGUUGGCAGAGACUGUUUUCAACUUUCAAGAAAAGGUUGAUGAUCUUCUUAUUAUUGAAGAAAAAAUUGACUUGGAAGUUCGGUCACUUGAAACUUGUAUGUACGAUCACAAAACCUACUCUGAAAUCUUAAACAGAGUUCAAAAAGCCGUUGAUGAUUUGAACCUUCACUCUUAUUCCAAUCUUCCCAUCUGGGUCAAUAAACUUGAUAUGGAGAUUGAAAGAGUUUUGGGAGUUCGUCUUCAGGCUGGGUUGAAGGCCUGGACUCAGGUCCUAAUGGGGCAAUCUGAUGGCAAAGCAGAUGUUGACAUGGACACAGAUGCUCCUCAAGUUAGUCAUAAACCAGGAGGAGAUCCAAAAAUCAAAAAUGUUGUACAUGAACUUCGAAUUACCAACCAGGUUAUUUACCUGAAUCCACCAAUUGAAGAUUGCAGGUAUAAGCUUUACCAGGAAAUGUUCUCAUGGAAAAUGGUGAUUCUUUCACUGCCAAGAAUUCAGAGCCAAAGAUAUCAGGUUGGUGUCCAUUAUGAACUAUCAGAAGAAGAGAAGUAUUACAGGAAUGCACUGACACGAAUGCCAGAUGGUCCUGUAAGUCUCGAAGAAGCUUACUCUGCUGUUAUGGGAAUAGUAACUGAAGUGGAACAGUAUGUUAAGGUAUGGUUACAAUACCAGUGCUUAUGGGAUAUGCAAGCAGAAAACAUCUAUAAUCGUCUUGGAGAAGAUAUGAAUAAAUGGCAAGCACUACUGGUUCAGAUCAGAAAGGCCAGAGGAACAUUUGACAAUGCAGAAACCAGAAAGGAAUUUGGACCUGUAAUCAUUGACUAUGGAAAGGUUCAGUCUAAAGUGAACUUGAAGUAUGAUUCCUGGCACAAAGAGGUCCUAAGUAAAUUUGGUCAAAUGCUUGGACAAAACAUGACCGAAUUCCAUUCUCAGAUUUCUAAGUCUCGUCAAGAAUUGGAACAACAUUCAGUUGACACUGCCAGUACUUCUGAUGCCGUGACUUUCAUUACAUUUGUGCAGUCUCUGAAAAGGAAGAUAAAGCAGUUUGAAAAGCAAGUAGACCUGUACCGUAAUGGACAGCGUUUGCUUGAGAAACAAAGAUUUCAGUUCCCGUCUUCCUGGCUCUAUAUUGAUAACAUCGAAGGAGAGUGGGGGGCAUUCAAUGACAUCAUGCGUCGUAAAGAUACUGCUAUUCAACAACAAGUUGCAAAUCUUCAGAUGAAAAUUGUUCAAGAGGACAGAGCCGUGGAAAGUCGGUCAAUUGAUUUGCUGACUGACUGGGAGAAGACUAAGCCUGUAGCUGGGAACCUGCGUCCUGAAGAAGCUCUUCAAGCACUGACAAUUUAUGAAGGAAAAUUUGGAAGACUGAAAGAUGAUCGUGAAAAAUGCGCUAAAGCAAAAGAAGCACUAGAACUUACUGAUACAGGGCUCUUAAGUGGCAGUGAAGAUAGAGUUCAGGUAGCUCUGGAGGAACUGCAAGAUCUGAAAGGUGUUUGGUCUGAACUUUCUAAAGUAUGGGAGCAGGUUGAUCAAAUGAAGGAACAACCCUGGAUUUCUGUACAGCCUCGUAAGUUGCGGCAAAAUUUGGAUGGGUUGUUGAACCAGCUAAAGAAUUUCCCUGCCCGUUUGCGGCAGUAUGCUUCCUAUGAAUUUGUUCAGAGACUCCUAAAGGGUUACAUGAAGGUUAAUAUGCUUGUCAUUGAGCUGAAAUCUGAAGCUCUGAAAGACCGCCACUGGAAGCAGCUCAUGAAAAGACUUCGUGUGAAUUGGGUUGUGUCCGAACUUACACUUGGACUGAUCUGGGAUGUAGAUCUGCAAAGAAAUGAAGCAAUUGUUAAGGAUGUUCUCCUUGUUGCACAGGGAGAAAUGGCGCUGGAAGAAUUCUUAAAGCAGAUUCGGGAAGUGUGGAAUGCAUAUGAAUUGGAUCUAGUCAAUUAUCAAAACAAAUGUCGCCUGAUUCGUGGCUGGGAUGACUUGUUCAAUAAAGUUAAAGAGCAUAUCAACAGUGUCUCCGCUAUGAAGCUUUCUCCAUAUUACAAGGUUUUUGAAGAGGAUGCUUUGAGUUGGGAAGACAAAUUGAAUCGGAUUAUGGCUCUUUUUGACGUGUGGAUUGAUGUUCAGAGACGAUGGGUAUAUCUUGAAGGCAUCUUUACAGGAAGUGCAGAUAUCAAGCACCUUCUUCCUGUUGAAACACAGCGGUUUCAGAGCAUCAGUACAGAAUUUCUGGCACUUAUGAAGAAAGUCACCAAGUCUCCUCUUGUCAUGGAUGUUCUGAACAUACAAGGUGUGCAGCGAUCUCUAGAAAGACUGGCCGACUUGCUAGGCAAGAUCCAAAAAGCUUUGGGAGAAUAUCUGGAAAGAGAGCGUUCAUCAUUCCCUCGAUUCUACUUUGUUGGUGAUGAAGACUUGUUAGAGAUCAUAGGCAACAGCAAGAAUGUGGCCAAGCUACAAAAACACUUUAAGAAAAUGUUUGCAGGUGUGUCUAGCAUCAUCUUAAAUGAAGACAGCUCUGUAGUCCUGGGAAUAUCAUCACGGGAAGGCGAAGAGGUGCUCUUUAAAACACCAGUAUCCAUCACUAGACAUCCAAAGAUCAAUGAAUGGCUGACUUUAGUGGAGAAAGAAAUGAGGGUGACCCUGGCAAAACUGCUUGCAGAAUCAGUCACAGAAGUAGAGAUAUUUGGAAAAUCCACAUCAAUUGAUCCUGCAGCUUAUAUCACAUGGAUUGACAAGUACCAGGCACAGCUUGUAGUUCUCUCUGCCCAGAUUGCCUGGUCAGAGAAUGUGGAAUCUGCUCUCAGCAGUGUAGCAAUGGGUGGUGGAGGUUCAAGCCCUUUGCAGUCUGUUCUGACUAAUGUUGAGGCUACUCUUAAUGUUUUGGCUGAUUCUGUACUGAUGGAACAACCUCCACUUCGUAGAAGAAAACUGGAACAUUUGAUCACAGAAUUGGUUCACCAGCGGGAUGUUACACGAACUCUGAUAAAAAUCAAGAUUGAAGGCUCCAAAUCCUUUGAAUGGCUGAGCCAAAUGCGAUUCUAUUUUGAUCCUAAACAGACCGAUGUUUUGCAGCAGCUUUCCAUCCAGAUGGCCAAUGCAAAGUUCAAUUAUGGCUUUGAAUAUCUGGGUGUGCAAGAUAAACUUGUGCAAACACCACUUACGGACCGCUGUUACCUGACAAUGACGCAGGCUUUGGAGGCAAGACUUGGAGGGUCACCCUUUGGUCCUGCCGGUACUGGAAAAACGGAGUCUGUGAAGGCUCUUGGACAUCAGCUUGGGCGCUUUGUGCUGGUGUUUAACUGCGACGAAACGUUUGACUUCCAGGCUAUGGGUCGCAUAUUUGUUGGGCUGUGUCAAGUUGGUGCAUGGGGAUGCUUUGAUGAGUUCAAUAGACUUGAAGAGCGCAUGUUGUCUGCAGUUUCCCAGCAAGUCCAAUGCAUCCAGGAAGCCUUACGAGAACAUUCCAAUCCAAACAGAGACCAAACACAUACUAUCACGUGUGAACUGCUCAGCAAGCAAGUGAAAGUCAGCCCUGAGAUGGCCAUCUUUAUCACCAUGAAUCCUGGGUAUGCUGGAAGAUCCAACUUGCCUGACAACUUAAAAAAGCUUUUCAGAAGUUUGGCCAUGACUAAACCAGAUCGCCAGUUGAUUGCUCAGGUCAUGUUGUAUUCCCAAGGCUUCCGUACUGCAGAGGUGCUUGCAAACAAGAUUGUGCCAUUCUUCAAGUUGUGUGAUGAGCAGUUAUCCUCCCAAAGCCAUUAUGACUUUGGGCUGCGAGCUUUAAAAAGCGUGUUGGUAAGUGCUGGAAAUGUCAAGAGGGAGAGGAUUCAAAAGAUCAAAAAAGAAAAACAUGAACGUGGAGAAGUGGUGGAUGAAGGUGAAAUAGCUGAGAACUUGCCAGAACAGGAGAUUUUGAUCCAAAGUGUCUGUGAAACUAUGGUGCCCAAACUGGUCGCUGAAGAUAUUCCACUACUGUUCAGUCUUUUGUCUGAUGUUUUCCCUGGAGUUCAGUACCAUCGUGGAGAAAUGACUGCACUGAGAGAGGAGCUCAAAAAAGUUUGCCAUGAAAUGUAUCUAACAUAUGGGGACGGAGAAGAGGUUGGAGGCAUGUGGGUUGAAAAGGUUCUUCAGCUUUAUCAAAUAACUCAAAUUAAUCAUGGCUUAAUGAUGGUGGGUCCCUCUGGAAGUGGUAAAACCAUGGCUUGGAGAGUGCUACUGAAAGCUUUGGAGAGGUUGGAAGGAGUUGAGGGUGUGGCCCACAUAAUUGACCCCAAAGCAAUUAGCAAAGACCAUUUAUAUGGCACUCUUGAUCCAAACACAAGAGAGUGGACGGAUGGAUUAUUUACUCAUGUCCUGAGAAAGAUCAUUGACAAUGUCAGAGGAGAACUACAGAAACGUCAAUGGAUUAUCUUUGAUGGUGAUGUGGAUCCUGAAUGGGUUGAGAACCUGAACUCUGUAUUGGAUGAUAACAAACUUUUGACCCUUCCCAAUGGAGAGCGUCUCAGCCUUCCACCUAAUGUGAGAAUCAUGUUUGAAGUACAGGAUCUAAAGUAUGCUACUCUGGCAACUGUGUCAAGGUGUGGUAUGGUUUGGUUCAGCGAGGAUGUUUUGAGUACAGACAUGAUCUUCAAUAACUUUCUGGCCCGCAUGAGAAGUAUACCUUUGGAUGAGGGUGAAGAGGAAGCUCAAAGGAAGAGGAAGUUUGCAGAAGAUGAGGAAGAAGAAUCUUCUUCUCCAAUGUUACAGAUCCAACGUGAUGCUGCAACAGUUUUACAACCAUAUUUCACAUCCAGUGGGCUUGUGAUCAAAGCUCUUGAAUAUGCAUUUAAGCUGGAGCACAUAAUGGAUCUUACCCGCCUGCGGUGCCUGGGUUCUUUGUUCUCCAUGUGUCACCAAGCUUGUCGUAAUAUUGCUCAGUACAAUUCCAACCACCCAGAUUUCCCAAUGCCAAUUGAUCAGCUGGAAAGAUAUAUUCAGCGCUACCUUAUUUAUGCAAUUCUGUGGUCUUUCUCUGGAGAUGGACGCCUAAAAAUAAGAGCAGAACUUGGUGAAUACAUAAGAAGAAUUACAACCAUACCCCUCCCAUCUACACCCAAUAUACCUAUAAUUGAUUAUGAGGUAUGUAUCAGUGGUGAGUGGCAGCCCUGGCAGUCUAAAGUUCCUCAGAUUGAAGUUGAAACCCACAAAGUGGCUGCCCCUGAUGUGGUUGUACCAACUCUGGAUACUGUUCGACAUGAAGCGCUGCUCUACACAUGGCUUGCAGAACAUAAGCCACUUGUUCUUUGUGGUCCUCCUGGCUCUGGCAAAACGAUGACACUCUUCAGUGCCCUGCGAGCACUCCCUGAUAUGGAGGUUGUUGGAUUGAACUUUUCCAGUGCUACUACCCCAGAACUACUUAUGAAAACAUUUGACCACUACUGUGAAUACCGACGUACACCAAAUGGUGUUGUGCUGGCACCUGUGCAGCUUGGAAAGUGGUUGGUGCUGUUCUGCGAUGAGAUAAAUUUACCAGAUAUGGACAAAUAUGGAACCCAGAGAGUCAUUUCUUUUAUCCGACAGAUGGUAGAACAUGGAGGUUUCUACAGGACCUCUGAUCAAACAUGGGUGAAGUUAGAAAGAAUUCAAUUUGUUGGAGCCUGUAACCCACCUACGGACCCUGGAAGAAAGCCCUUGACUCAUAGGUUCCUGCGCCAUGUGCCGGUGGUGUAUGUUGAUUAUCCAGGACCUGCCUCAUUGACUCAGAUAUAUGGAACAUUCAACCGGGCAAUGCUGAGACUUAUUCCUUCUUUGCGAACUUAUGCAGAGCCUCUUACAGCUGCAAUGGUGGAGUUUUACACCAUGUCACAGGAGAGAUUCACACAAGACAUUCAACCACACUAUAUAUACUCGCCUCGUGAAAUGACCCGUUGGGUGAGAGGAAUUUUUGAGGCAUUAAGACCACUUGAAACACUGUCCGUUGAAGGGCUGAUUAGAAUCUGGGCGCAUGAAGCUCUUCGUCUCUUCCAGGACAGACUUGUUGAAGAUGAAGAGAGACGUUGGACUGAUGAAAAUAUUGAUAUAGUAGCCUUGAAACACUUCCCUAAUGUUGAGAAAGACAAAGCUUUGAACAGACCGAUUCUCUACAGCAACUGGCUUUCAAAGGAUUAUAUUCCAGUUGAUCAGGAGGAGCUGAGAGAUUAUGUUAAAGCACGCUUGAAAGUUUUCUAUGAAGAAGAACUGGAUGUGCCACUUGUAUUGUUCAAUGAAGUACUAGAUCAUGUCCUCAGAAUUGACAGAAUUUUCCGACAACCCCAAGGUCAUUUGUUGCUUAUUGGGGUGAGUGGAGCUGGCAAGACUACGCUUUCACGUUUUGUUGCUUGGAUGAACGGGCUGAGUGUUUACCAGAUUAAGGUUCACCGAAAAUAUACCGGAGAAGAUUUCGACGAAGACCUCAGAACUGUGCUGAGACGGUCUGGUUGUAAAAAUGAGAAGAUCGCUUUUAUAAUGGAUGAAUCCAAUGUGUUGGAUUCUGGCUUCUUGGAGCGCAUGAACACUUUGCUGGCCAAUGGAGAGGUUCCUGGAUUAUUUGAGGGUGAUGAAUAUGCUACCUUAAUGACACAAUGUAAAGAAGGUGCACAAAAGGAAGGCUCAAUGCUGGAUUCACAUGAAGAACUGUACAAAUGGUUUACCAGCCAAGUUAUCCGAAACCUCCAUGUUGUUUUUACCAUGAAUCCAUCCUCUGAAGGAUUGAAAGAUAGAGCUGCUACGUCUCCAGCCCUCUUCAACAGGUGUGUGUUGAAUUGGUUUGGCGAUUGGUCCACUGAAGCCCUAUACCAAGUUGGAAAGGAAUUUACAAGUAAGAUGGAUCUUGAAAAGCCCAACUAUAUUGUGCCAGACUACAUGCCAGUUGUGUAUGACAAGCUGCCGCAGCCACCUUCUCACAGGGAAGCUAUUGUCAAUGGCUGUGUAUUUGUGCAUCAAACCCUUCAUCAGGCAAACACUCGGCUUGCAAAGAGAGGAGGCAGAACUAUGGCGAUCACACCACGCCAUUAUCUUGAUUUCAUCAACCACUAUGCAGAUUUGUUUAAUGAAAAACGCAGUGAACUGGAAGAGCAGCAGAUGCAUUUGAAUGUAGGUCUGCGGAAGAUCAAAGAAACUGUCGAUCAGGUUGAAGAGUUGCGCCGUGACUUAAGAAUAAAAAGCCAGGAGCUUGAAGUAAAAAAUGCUGCAGCCAAUGACAAACUAAAGAAAAUGGUGAAAGGUCAGCAAGAAGCUGAAAAGAAAAAGGUGAUGAGCCAAGAAAUCCAGGAGCAGUUGCACAAACAACAGGCAAUUAUUGCAGACAAACAAAUGAGUGUAAAGGAGGAUUUAGAUCAAGUAGAACCUGCUGUUAUUGAGGCUCAAAACGCGGUGAGCUCAAUAAAACGACAUCACCUUGUUGAGAUAAAAGCAAUGGCUAAUCCUCCUGCUGCUGUAAAACUGGCCCUAGAAUCUAUCUGUCUCCUUUUGGGUGAGGAGAUGACUGACUGGAAAAAAAUCAGGACAGUUUUUCUCAGGGAUAAUUUCAUCGGCAACAUUAUCAACUUUAAUACUGAAGAUAUAAGUGAUGUUAUUCGUGAAAAGAUGAAGAAGAACUAUCUAUCAAACCCAAGCUUCAAUUAUGAACUUGUAAACAGGGCUUCCUUGGCAUGUGGUCCUAUGGUAAAAUGGGCAAUAGCUCAGUUGAACUAUGCUGACAUGUUGAAACGCGUGGAACCUCUGAGGAAUGAGCUACAGAAACUUGAAGAUGAUGCUAAAGAAAACCAACAAAAAGCAAAUGAAGUGGAACAGAUGAUUCGAGAUCUUGAAGCCAGCAUUGCCCGUUACAAGGAGGAAUAUGCUGUGCUCAUUUCUGAGGCUCAGGCUAUCAAAGCAGAUUUAGCAGCCGUAGAAGCAAAGGUAAACCGUAGCACAGCUCUCUUGAAAAGUCUGUCUGCUGAACGUGAUAGAUGGGAAAAAACAAGUGAAACCUUCAAAAAUCAGAUGUCCACUAUUGCAGGCGAUUGCUUGCUUUCCGCAGCUUUUAUUGCCUACGCUGGCUACUUUGACCAACAGAUGCGACAGAACUUGUUCACAACUUGGUCACAUCACCUGCAGCAAGCCAAUAUUCAGUUCCGCACAGACAUUGCAAGAACUGAAUAUCUGUCCAACGCAGAUGAGAGACUACGGUGGCAAGCAAACUCUCUACCUGCAGAUGAUUUGUGCACAGAAAAUGCCAUUAUGUUGAAACGAUUUAACAGGUAUCCUCUGAUCAUAGAUCCAUCAGGUCAAGCAACAGAAUUUAUUAUGAACGAGUACAAGGAUCGCAAAAUAACACGCACAAGCUUUUUGGAUGAUGCUUUCAGAAAGAACUUGGAAAGUGCUCUGAGAUUUGGUAACCCACUCCUUGUUCAGGAUGUUGAGAGCUAUGAUCCAAUUCUAAAUCCUGUACUAAAUCGGGAAGUACGGAGAACUGGUGGCAGAGUAUUGAUUACUCUAGGAGACCAGGACAUUGAUUUGUCUCCCUCUUUUGUCAUCUUCCUUUCAACCCGAGAUCCAACAGUUGAGUUUCCACCAGACCUCUGCUCCCGUGUGACAUUAGUUAACUUCACAGUGACGCGCAGUAGCUUGCAGAGCCAGUGUCUGAAUGAAGUUCUUAAAGCUGAAAGGCCUGAUGUAGAUGAGAAACGUUCAGAUCUCCUUAAACUGCAAGGUGAAUUCCAACUUCGUUUGCGCCAGCUAGAGAAGUCUCUGCUGCAAGCACUUAAUGAAGUGAAGGGCCGUAUAUUGGAUGAUGACACCAUUAUUACCACAUUAGAGAACCUGAAGAAGGAGGCGGCAGAAGUCACACGUAAAGUAGAAGAGACCGAUCUUGUUAUGCAGGAAGUUGAAAAUGUCUCUCGGCAGUAUUUGCCUCUCUCCUCUGCUUGUAGCAGCAUUUACUUUACUAUGGAAUCACUCAAGCAGAUACAUUUCCUGUACCAGUAUUCUCUUCAGUUUUUCUUGGAUAUUUACCAUACCGUACUGUAUGAGAAUGGGAACAUGAAGGGAACCACAGAUCAUACUCAGCGCCUCUCUGUCAUCACUAAGGACCUUUUCCAGGUCGCCUUCAAUAGAGUUGCUCGGGGCAUGCUUCACCAGGACCACAUAACUUUUGCCAUGCUUCUUGCAAGAAUAAAACUGAAAGGGGCUGUUGGGGAACCUGUAUAUGACCUUGAAUUUCAGCAUUUCCUAAGAGGAAAGCAGAUUGUGAUUGGUUCAGUGUCUGUGCCCAAAAUCAGUGGAUUAACAGAGGAGCAGGUAGAAGCCAUGAUGCGACUCAGCAAUCUGCCGGCAUUUAAGGAUAUAAUCUCAAAGGUUGAAGCUGACGAUCAAUUCUGCAUAUGGCUAGAGAGCAGCUCACCUGAGCAAACCGUGCCAUAUAUUUGGAGUGAAGAAAACCCUGCAACACCAAUUGGACAAGCUGUUCAUCGCUUGCUACUCAUACAAGCUUUUCGCCCAGAUCGACUGCUGGCCAUGGCACAUAUUUUUGUUUCUACAGUUCUUGGAGAUUCUUUCAUGUCAAUCAUAGAACAACCUAUUGACUUGGCACAUAUUAUAGACACAGAGGUUAAACCCAAUACCCCAGUCCUCAUGUGUUCAGUACCUGGAUUUGAUGCCAGUGGACGAGUCGAAGAUCUGGCAACUGAGCAGAACAGUCAGAUCACAUCAAUUGCUAUUGGUUCAGCCGAAGGCUUUAAUCAAGCAGAAAAAGCUAUAAAUACAGCUGUAAGAUCAGGAAGAUGGGUGGUGCUGAAGAAUGUUCACUUGGCACCUGGAUGGUUAAUGCAGCUGGAAAAGAAACUGCAUUCUCUGCAGCCACAUGCUUGCUUCAGGCUGUUCUUGACCAUGGAGAUUAAUCCCAAGGUACCUGUGAAUCUGCUCCGAGCUGGACGUAUCUUUGUCUUUGAACCACCUCCUGGUGUAAAGGCCAACAUGUUGAGAACAUUCAGCAGUAUCCCUGUUUCGAGGAUUUGUAAAUCUCCCAAUGAGCGUGCUCGAUUAUAUUUCCUCUUGGCUUGGUUCCAUGCUAUUAUCCAAGAACGGCUGCGCUAUGCUCCUUUGGGCUGGUCUAAGAAGUACGAAUUCGGUGAAUCUGAUCUCAGAUCUGCUUGUGAUACUGUUGACACCUGGCUUGAUGACUCUGCAAAGGGCCGUCAGAACAUUUCACCAGAUAAAAUACCAUGGUCAGCCUUAAAAACUUUGAUGGCCCAGUCUAUUUACGGAGGGCGGAUUGAUAAUGAAUUUGACCAAAGGCUACUAAACACAUUCCUCGAACGACUCUUUACAACUUCAAGUUUUGACAGCGAGUUUAAAUUGGCUUGUAAGGUUGACGGACACAAGGAUAUCCAAAUGCCGGAUGGCAUCAGACGUGAUGAAUUUGUUCAGUGGGUGGAGGCUCUCCCAGAUACCCAGACCCCCUCCUGGCUUGGAUUGCCUAACAAUGCAGAAAAAGUUCUUCUCACAACACAGGGCAUUGACAUGAUUGGUAAAAUGCUGAAAAUGCAAAUGCUGGAGGAUGAAGACGACUUGGCUUAUGCAGAAACUGAGAAGAAACAAAGAACAGACUCCACGUCUGAUGGUCGUCCGGCCUGGAUGAGAACGUUACACACAACUGCUUGCAACUGGCUUCAUGUGAUCCCACAAGCCCUCAGUCAUCUGAAACGUACAGUGGAGAAUAUAAAGGAUCCCCUGUUUAGAUUCUUUGAAAGAGAAGUAAAGAUGGGGGCGAAGUUACUCCAUGAUGUGCGUCAGGACCUUACGGAUGUUGUUCAAGUGUGUGAGGGAAAGAAGAAGCAAACAAAUUAUUUGCGCACACUCAUCAAUGAGCUUGUAAAAGGAAUACUGCCUCGCAGCUGGUCCCGUUUUACUGUUCCUGCUGGAAUGACUGUCAUACAAUGGGUGGCAGAUUUUAGUGACCGAAUUAAGCAACUGCAGAACAUUUCACAAGCUGCGGCUAACAGUGGAGCAAAGGAACUGAAGAACAUUCACGUGUGGCUUGGAGGUUUGUUUGUGCCUGAAGCUUAUAUCACCGCAACACGUCAGUAUGUGGCUCAGGCAAACAGCUGGUCUCUUGAAGAGUUGUGUCUGGAAGUCAGUGUUACAACUGCACACAAUGCUGUUUUCGAUGCUUAUAGCUUUGGAGUGACUGGCCUGAAACUUCAAGGAGCAACUUGUACGAACAACAAGCUGAACCUCUCAAAUGCCAUCUCCACGGUGUUGCCCAUUACACAGCUACGCUGGAGCAAGCAGACACACACGGAGAAAAAGGCUAAUGUGGUGACACUACCGGUUUAUCUGAAUUUCACCCGCGCCGACUUGAUUUUCACAGUUGAUUUUGAAAUCGCCACCAAGGAAGGUCUCCACAGUUUCUAUGAACGGGGUGUGGCGAUCCUGAGCACAGAGUAAAGAAAGGCUCGUGUUAGUGGCCAGUGCUUAAUGUAGAUCACCGAGUAUUGAUGGUGAAGUUCAACAUGUCAGAAGGUAAAGAAGCAGGAAACCAUAUUUUAGGGCUUUUGGAAAGUGGAUAAUAAAGAUGUUUUUAUUGCAGUUGCAGGAAGAGAUCGUUGUAGCCAAGUGAAAGAAGGAAAUUGGGAGGUUUACAUUAAAAAGGAAAAUAUUGGGAGUGAUUUCAGAUUUUUUUACAUUGUCUAACCAUGCAUGUUUUACCCGAAUAAAUGUUUAAAGCAUUAA
Molecule: messenger RNA, 14338 nt
Organism: Xenopus laevis (African clawed frog)
Lineage: Eukaryota; Metazoa; Chordata; Amphibia; Anura; Pipidae
Gene: dync1h1.S
Product: cytoplasmic dynein 1 heavy chain 1
Exons: 78
Coding region: 116-14053 (4645 amino acids)
Source: RefSeq, a predicted model, not a curated record